Pelmatolapia mariae (spotted tilapia) is the source of this 5851-nucleotide messenger RNA. Its product is annotated as mitogen-activated protein kinase-binding protein 1-like. The transcript has 33 exons. Bases 350 to 4942 code for a protein of 1530 amino acids. Gene Ontology annotation, cellular component: cytoplasm. Lineage: Eukaryota; Metazoa; Chordata; Actinopteri; Cichliformes; Cichlidae. Gene Ontology annotation, biological process: negative regulation of canonical NF-kappaB signal transduction; positive regulation of JNK cascade. Gene Ontology annotation, molecular function: protein binding. The record is from RefSeq and is a predicted model, not a curated record.
UGUCACACUGGCACACGGGAACAAGCGAACAGCUGAGCGGCGACUCCGUCUCCUCCUGCCAUUGCAAACGCAGCGCUGAGACGAGAACCUGCAACGACAGAAGAAGAGAACAGCGAACUUACUCGAGAGAUUAGCCUCCACAUGUCCCACCGGCUGCUGCAGGAGCUCUGUCACACUUUGUAAAGCUCUGCAGCCGGAAGGUUUUAGUCCUGGGAGCAGGAUCAUUACGCGCUCUCCUUCGCUUCUUCUCCAGCCCGUGUGCGCGCCACACUCCGUCAGUCCGUGGAUUGCCACAGUGGAUGGUCAGCAGCCCUCAGAGCCGUGCCUCCGGGCUGCCAAGCUAAGAAAAAUGCCGGGCGAUGGAUUCACCAUUAAAAGUCGCAUUAGGAAGUUGCUGCGUUCUCCAGCCACCGGAAAGAAGAACUGCAAAGAAAAUCUCACCAGCAAGGUGACUCUAGAGAAAGUGUUGGGCAUCACCUCUUCAGGAAACAGCGCUCUGGCCUGCGACCCUCGAUCCGGACUUGUGGCCUAUCCUGCAGGGUGUGUGGUAGUCUUACUGAACCCCAAAAAGAACAGACAGCACCACAUUAUCAACACUUCAAGGAAAACCAUCACAGCUCUGUCUUUUUCCCCUGACGGCAAACACUUGGUGACAGGAGAGAGUGGUCACCUACCGGCGGUGAGAGUAUGGGACGUGGCAGAGCGGAAGCAAGUGGCCGAGCUCCAGAAGCACAAGUACGGCGUCUCCUGUGUGGCUUUCUCCCCCAAUGGCAAAUACAUAGUCAGUGUAGGAAAUCAACAUGACAUGAUGGUCAACGUCUGGGCGUGGAAGAAAGAUGUAAUAGUGGCCGCUAACAAGGUGUCCAGUAAGGUGAAAGGUGUGUCUUUCUCCGAGGACAGCUCCUACUUUGUCACAGUGGGGAACAGGCAUGUCAAGUUCUGGUAUCUGGACCACUGCAAGGCCAACAAGGCCAGCGCUCCUGUGCCUCUGCUGGGCCGCUCCGGGCUGCUGGGAGAGCUGAGGAACAAUUUCUUCUGUGAUGUAGCUUGUGGACGUGGCUCUAAAUCAGACUCCACUUUCUGCAUUACUUCCUCUGGCCUGCUGUGUGAGUUUAACAGCAAGAGGAUGCUGGACAAGUGGGUGGACCUUCGGACUGGGCUGGCUCAGUCGCUCUCUCUGUCUGAAGAUAUGAUCUUCUGCGGCUGUGCCGAUGGAACGGUGCGAGCCUUCAGACCCGCUGACUUGCACUUUGUGUGCACGCUGCCACGGCCGCACCCCCUUGGCUCUGACGUCUCCUCCAUGACUGAGGCCAGUCAUCUGUUCAACGCCACAGCGGAUGCCCGUUACCCAGACACCGUUGCCGUUACCUAUGACCCCGUCAGCUGCCAGCUCAGCUGUGUAUAUAAUGACCACAGCCUGUAUGUGUGGGACGUGAGAGAUGUGCAGCGAGUGGGGAAGGUGCACUCUGCCCUCUUUCAUCCCGCCUGUGUCUGGGACCUGGAGGUGUUUCCAGAUGUUCCAGAAGAAGUGGCUUCUGGUUUGUCAUCAGGCGCAUUCCUCACUAGUUCAGCUGAUAAUACCGUGAGAGUGUGGCGCAUGGACGACUGGACACAAACUCAUUCUCCAAACAUCCUGAGCCAAGAUCUUUUGAAUAUAAUAUACAUCGACGGGAACACCAGCACCUUGCAGGAUUCAGAGUGCGUAACAAGUGCGAAUUCAGAGAUCAAGUCGGGGGAUGGACAGACAGCGGAAAUCAGGACGGGCAUCAGGACCAUCUGUGUCAGCCCAGACGGCAAACACCUGGCAUCUGGAGAUCGCAACGGCAUGCUGAGGGUUCAUGACCUCAGCAGCAUGGAGGAGAUUCUUAAGGUGGAAGCCCAUGAUGCUGAGAUCCUCAGCCUCGAAUACAGUAAACCAGAAACAGGUCUGAAGCUGCUGGCCACAGCCAGCAGGGAUCGUCUGAUCCACGUCUUGGAUGCAGAAGACGACUACAGUCUGGUGCAAACACUCGACGAACACUCUUCAUCCAUAACAGCCGUCCGCUUUGCUGCCAAUGACAACAAGGUGAGAAUGAUCAGCUGUGGGGCAGACAAGAGCAUCUAUUUCCACACAGCACACAAGACCGACAGAGGAACAGAGUUCAAGCGUUCCCACCACAUGGUGAGGAAGACCACGCUUUACGACAUGGACGUAGACGCCACCUGCAAGUACGCCGCUGUUGGCUGUCAGGACCGCUGCAUCAGGAUUUUCAACAUCAGCAGCGGCAAACAGAAAAAACUCUACAAAGGAUCUUUGAGUGAAGAUGGAAGUCUGCUCAGGGUUCAGAUCGAUCCCUCUGGUCAAUACGUGGCCACCAGCUGCUCCGAUAAAAACAUCAGCAUCUUUGACUUCUACACCGGGGAGUGUGUGGCCACUAUGUUUGGACAUUCUGAAAUCGUCACUGGGAUUAAGUUUACCAGCGAUUGCCGGCAUUUGAUUUCUGUAUCGGGAGAUAGCUGCAUCUUUGUGUGGAGGCUGUCCCCGGAGCUGACAAUCACCAUGAGAGAGAGGCUGCACCAGCUCAGAGAAAACCCAAACACACCACCCAGCAAAACCUCCAGUCUCAGGCGUGAGGUGUACAGCGCUCCCGCACUGGGUGGUCUGUCCUCUGACAGCGACCGUGAACACGAGGAGGACGACAGAGCGGCGAACGACGAUGCCAAUGACCCCGAAGACAACGCGACCCAUUCUUCUUCCGCCAGCAGCCACGAAGAGGAGGACACAGGAGGCUCAGAUGAAGGACAGGACUGGGAGCUGACAAAGCAUGGAGUCGUCAGCCAAGUCAUCCCUGAGUCCUCAAAGCGUCCCCGGAGGCGUUGGUCUCAUCGUAUGGGCUCAUUGGAAGUGAUGGUUAAAUCCAUGCUGGACCUGAGGCAACUGGAAACCUUUGCUCCGAAGAAAAACCCCAGCUGCCCCCCACAUGACAGAGAGAGGCAGAGCUCGCUCGGCCUCCAAGAGCCUGUGAUGGGAGAGAGACCCAGGAGACAUCGACCCUGGCCGGACGCCGACUGGCUGUCCUCGCACACUUCCAGGGACACCAAGGGGACAGAUGUGCUCUAUCCUGAGGAAAAGGAGGACGACACAAGUCCUCUGGACAGCGAUUACUGCAGGAUGCAAGGACGAGGGAUCCGUAGUGAGAGCCAGGACAGCCGCAGCCCAGACAGCGCUUGCUCUUUGGAUUAUGACAGCAGAGAGUCCAGCCCAGAUCAUAUUUUGGAUGAUCCUGCAGAGGCAGAGUAUCUGAGUCAGGACAGCUCGGAUGAGGAGAAUGUCGAGAAGGAGGAGGACGCGGAGCGAAGGGAAGGGGUGACGAGCAUGGACGAGGCUCUCAGGACAAUAACGGACAGUGGCGGAUGCGAUCGAGCGGAUUUCCUCAAGCAGAACUUUGAGACGCUGUCGGAGGGCUGCACUACAGCUGAGCAGAGCACAGUCCCGAGGCUCAGUAUGUCUUCACGCUUCCUGGCCAGAGGACAUAAUAACCGAGACGUGCUUCUGUUUGCCAAAGCGAAUGGGAAGGAACAAGGCGGCCGCUCCAUUAAGCCCCCGGUGUCAAAAGUGCGGCCCUUGAUGGAAGAUGGCGUAGGCGGGAAUGCAGAAAAUAAGAGUCCCGUGUCCCCUGGAAAAGCUCAAGAGCCAAACAGGGCUCCGGAGAGAAGCAGUCCUCCUGCGCUUAGACCCCAGAAGAAGACGACCACAGGGUCCCACCUCUGGAGGUUUUCUAAUCCUCCCCCCAAAGCUUCGCUGCUGCUGGACAGGACGGCGUGCAUCCAAAAAUCGCGCUCUGCCCAGGACUUGGCCACGCGCUCUCUUUCCUCCCCUAUGCCCUCUAGUGACCAGAGGGAGUUGCACAAGAGACCUCAGCAGCCUUUCCUCAAUGAACCCUCUCCCAGACCUUCCUCGUGCUUUUCUUCACACUCCUCUGGGUCCCCACAGUCAUCCCAGUCCCCACUUCCGUGGGAGAGCCCUAAACUCAAGCCCCAGCACUCUUACAUGAACCCCACUGCUAGCUCCGUGGCAAAAAGCCGGUCCUCCUCUUUUGGAGAUGCCGUCCAUAUAGUGACCCCGCCAGGCUCCCCCUUCUUCUCCAAGAGGAGGAGGAGGUCGUCUGUGGAGAUAGAAACUGAGCCUCCCGUGCUCGCCUCAUCUCCUGUCCUGAUUUUCCCAUCCUCCGUGCCGUCAAAAUCAUCCCUUCCACUAUCAAACAGUCCCUCCUUGACUCCACCUCAUCCUACAGCCAGCCAGAACGUCCCUCCUUCUCGCAUCCCACUUCCUAAGCAGCCGCUCAGCCCUCGACGCAGCCUGUGCCUGGAGGUGAAGCCAAGCUCAAGUUGGUCUGGAAGUAUCAGCAGGGCUUCUACUCCUACAACAGACCCCGGAUGUCACCAUAGAGCUACUCCCCUAAACAAACAAGCAUUAGGCAGGCACCUGUCUCUAAGUUUGGAUUCCUCUUUGUCAUGUUCCAUGCCUGUGAAGCAGAAAAGGGACUCGGUUUCUGAGAGUGCCAAGGAGCCAGGUCAGGUGGCUGUAGCUAAAGAGUGCCCUCUGGUGCCUGAACAGGCCCACACAUCAAGCCCACAGCCAGAUCGCUCAGUCACCUUGGAAACUUGUAGGCAGGUUGUUACCGACCUUCACAGCAGUCUGCGGAAAACUGUCAUGUUGUACACUACGGUACUACAGCAUAGCCAACAGACCAGUGAAGAUCAACAUGAGAUGAGGAGCAUCCUGUCCAAGGCGCUGCUUACAGUUAAGGAUGAGCUGGACUCUCUGCCUCAUCCCUCCUCACCCCAAUCUGAAGGGCCCCCAGGGGUAAACGGUGACGGAGAGAAGGCCCUGGCUCUGCUGGAGCAGUACGCUGAGCUGCUGGUGAAGUCUGUAGAAAAGAGACUAGACACCAAGACCUGAAGAGAUAGACUAAUGUUUGCAGGGCCCAUAAACCAGGAGGAGAAAGAGAGACGAAGACUCUAUAGCACUCUUAAAUGCACAAUUGUUGUUGUUGUUUUUUGCACAGAGACCAUUUGGAAAAUAGAUGUUGAGUAUUAUUGUCUAGAAUAUAUAUAUAUAUAUAUAUAUAUUUUUUUUUUUUUUUUAAUUGCCUUACUUUCACAUUGCUGUUGCUCUCCUUUGUCUGUGGAGCAUUUUUCUAAGUGAAUGUUACAAAGGGAAACACUGGAGGGACAAAGGUGAUGAAGUCACGUGAAGAGCAGAGGUAGUCCAAAACUAGAAGACUACAUGGGUUUAAAAAUAUGCCACAGUUUUUGUUAAUUAUACACACAACUUUUAUUUAUUUAUUUUUUUCUGCUAUUAAAUUGUUACUAAUUGGAUGAGAGUAAUAUUUUUUUAAGCAAAGUAAAUAUAUGCGGAUAUGAAUGUACUGAGAUGUUUUUAGUUUUUACUGAAUUUAAAAAAAAAUUAUGUCCAUAAGAUGAAGCUCAUCAUUAUUUGUUUCCAGUAUAAAUAUCCAGGCUCAAAAUUCCGCCUCGUCAUCUGUGUAGCUGUUCUGUUUUGUGGAAGUUGAAGCCUUGACCCAAAUGUGAUGUUAGCUUAAGGGUCUGGUACAAUAUCUAUAAUUUAACAAUAUGCUGCUCUUGAGGUAAAAAUGCUAACGUUUGGGCUUAAAGGAGUGAGGACAGAAAUGGUUUCACUGAGUUUUUACUGUAGGAAAGAGCUUUUCAGGCUACCUCUGUCAGUCGUGUAAUUCAUAUUUUUGCGCUGAUGGUGUUUUCCUUGUAAAACUCACUGUAACUUUGGUGAAACGAUUGCUUGUCGACAUGUAUCACACAGUCAAUCAUCCAGUUAGUUCCUUUUAUACGU